Messenger RNA from Rattus norvegicus (Norway rat), 2237 nucleotides. It is a transcript of the gene Gpr6, whose product is annotated as G protein-coupled receptor 6. Gene Ontology annotation, cellular component: plasma membrane; membrane. Gene Ontology annotation, molecular function: sphingosine-1-phosphate receptor activity; G protein-coupled receptor activity. The coding region runs from base 150 to 1241 and encodes 363 amino acids. The record is from RefSeq and is marked provisional. The transcript has 2 exons. NCBI's taxonomy places the organism in Eukaryota, Metazoa, Chordata, Mammalia, Rodentia, Muridae. Gene Ontology annotation, biological process: G protein-coupled receptor signaling pathway; sphingosine-1-phosphate receptor signaling pathway.
CUCAGGGACAGGAGACCAGUACUUUCCUCUUCGACGCGGGGCAGCCUCCUGCAGGCAGCUGCUCGGACCGCGUAGGGCACACAGCCGCGGAGCGCAUGACCAGAGACUCCCGGGAGCCCUGACUCCUCAGGGAGCAGCAUCUGGCGGCGAUGAACGCUAGCGCCGCCGCGCUCAACGAGUCCCAGGUGGUGGCAGUAGCGGCCGAGGGAGCGGCAGCUGCGGCUACAGCAGCAGGGACACCGGACACCAGCGAAUGGGGACCUCCGGCAGCAUCCGCGGCGCUGGGAGGCGGCGGAGGACCUAACGGGUCACUGGAGCUGUCUUCGCAGCUGCCCGCAGGACCCUCAGGACUUCUGCUUUCGGCAGUGAAUCCCUGGGAUGUGCUGCUGUGCGUGUCGGGGACUGUGAUCGCAGGCGAAAAUGCGCUGGUGGUGGCGCUCAUCGCAUCCACUCCCGCGCUGCGCACGCCCAUGUUUGUGCUCGUGGGUAGUCUGGCCACUGCUGACCUGCUGGCGGGCUGUGGCCUCAUCCUACACUUCGUGUUCCAGUACGUGGUGCCCUCGGAGACUGUGAGCCUGCUCAUGGUGGGCUUCCUGGUGGCGUCCUUCGCCGCCUCAGUCAGCAGCCUGCUCGCUAUCACAGUGGACCGUUACCUGUCCCUUUACAACGCGCUCACCUACUACUCGCGCCGGACCCUGUUGGGCGUGCACCUCUUGCUAGCAGCCACCUGGACAGUGUCCCUCGGGUUGGGGUUGCUGCCCGUUCUAGGCUGGAACUGCUUGGCUGACCGCGCGUCCUGCAGCGUGGUGCGCCCCCUGACACGCAGCCAUGUGGCGUUGCUCUCCACUUCCUUCUUUGUGGUCUUUGGCAUCAUGCUACACUUGUACGUGCGCAUCUGCCAGGUGGUCUGGCGCCACGCCCACCAGAUCGCUUUGCAACAGCACUGCCUAGCACCACCACACUUAGCAGCCACCAGAAAGGGUGUGGGAACUUUGGCCGUGGUGCUAGGCACUUUUGGGGCCAGCUGGCUGCCCUUCGCCAUCUAUUGUGUGGUGGGUAGCCAAGAGGACCCGGCCAUCUACACCUAUGCCACCCUGCUGCCUGCCACCUAUAACUCCAUGAUCAAUCCCAUCAUCUAUGCCUUCCGCAACCAGGAGAUCCAGCGUGCCUUGUGGCUCCUGUUCUGUGGCUGUUUCCAAUCCAAAGUGCCCUUCCGCUCCAGGUCCCCCAGUGAGGUCUGAAGGGCUCCUCCGUGUCUCCUCACCCACAUCACAAAUCCAACAUGCCGGCCUUUGGUGAGCUUCUAGGUGCCUGCUGAUGAACUCUUGAGGACUCAGUGGUUCGGCGCGAGUCUGACUGCCCCGCAAAGGGACUGGAUGUGAACGCAACAAACUGACUCAGACAAAGAGGCUUGUUGGCAUUUUACAUAUACAGUGUAUACACGUGUACAUAUAUAUACAAAUAUUUGUAUCUUCUGGAGGUGUUCAGGGCCUGGAGCUUCCCGUUCUGUGAAAAAAACUAACAAAAUGUGGUUGUAUACUCAAUCGUACAUCACAUUUGUCAAGUGAAGACAUUCCAAUACUGCUUAAUAAUAGCACUUUAUUUUUAGCUGCUGAAAUGCCAAGACAGUGUUGCCAUCCCCAAGAGCAGGAGAAAGGGAGUCAGAGAUGUAUUUUUGUUGUAUGUGAUAGAAUAUUUUGCUGCACAUGCAUCAGUAAACUACAACAUAUUUUGUACACAAAUAAACACAUUAUAAAAGUAUGAUCUUGGGUAUGUGAUAAAUUGUGGCAUUGUUUGGAAUCUGAAUUGUGAGUGUGUUUAUUUUAAAAGUCUACUGCACAUCUAUCUAUCAUCUUGUCCCAGGGAGAGCCACAUGAAAUACCAGAUCUAAACCAUGGGAUGAGGCAGUAACAUUCAUGAGUCAUGGAGGAAGUAACAUUCACACGUGGCAUCCCCAGAACACGAGAAGGAAGGCUGUUACUGGUGCAAGUUAAUGUGCUCUCUUGGUGGCCGGGUUGGGAAGACAUGUUUCAGAGGUCAAAACAAUUCAAGUCACAUAGGCACAGGUGUAAACUCUGAAGCCACAACUUACCAGCAUAACUUUACAAACAUGCCAAGAUUUCUCAACAUGGCUUAUUCAGACUGUUGCUACCCAGGUCUGGUAGCCAGGUGCAGAGCCCAAUAAAACCAAUAAAAUUCUCCUAAAGCAGGAUUCCCAGAUCUUCAUGGGGUAACUG